AUGUCGCUAGACCAGCACACCAAAGUCUACCUGGGCCUGGCAUUCGCUGCUGGUAUCCUCAUUACUCUAGGCUACAAAGACUUUUACCCGGACCUCGAACGCCGCUUCCACGAUGGCCUACGGAAGAAUCGCAUCCGCCGCCGCUCCAGCACUCAACCAGCAUCUGCCAUCAGGGAGGGCAUCGAAGGUGCAAUUGGCAACACUCCCUUGAUUCGCAUCAAAUCUCUGUCUGAUGCCACGGGCUGUGACAUUCUGGCUAAAGCAGAGUUCCUCAAUGCAGCCGGCAAUUCGCCCAAGGAUCGUGUGGCUCUGUCGAUGAUCCAGAUGGCUGAGGCUGAGGGUUUCCUGACACCCAACUCGGGUGAUAAAGUCUACGAGGGCACAGUUGGCAGCACUGGCAUCUCGCUUGCUGCCAUCUGUCGCGCAAGAGGUUAUACCGCACACAUCUGCAUGCCCGAUGAUGUAGCUAUCGAGAAGUCCGAUUUACUGCUACGACUCGGUGCUGUCGUCGAACGAGUCCGUCCAGCCUCAAUUGUCGACAAGGGUCAAUUCGUCAACAUGGCUCGCGCUCGUGCCCAACAGCACACUUCCGAUCCCAACCAGAAGGGUCGUGGUUUCUUCGCUGAUCAAUUUGAGAAUCCUGCAAACUAUCUGGCCCAUCUGCAUGGAACCGGCCGCGAGAUCUUCGAGCAAACUGGUGGUCAGCUAGACGCUUUCGUCGCCGGUGCAGGCACCGGCGGCACCAUCUCUGGCUGUGCUCUUUAUCUCAAACCUCGCUUGCCGAACGUGAAGGUCGUCUUGGCCGAUCCUCAAGGUAGUGGUCUCUAUAACAGGGUUAAGCACGGCGUCAUGUUUUCACCCACCGAACGCGAAGGCACUCGACGUCGCCAUCAAGUCGAUAGCAUAGUCGAAGGAAUUGGUGUCAAUCGUGUUACCCACAACUUUGAGGCUGGCAGAGAGCUUGUCGAUGAUGCCAUCAAGGUCACCGACGAUCAAGCCAUGAUGAUGGCUCGUUGGUUGGUCGAGCGCGAUGGUCUGUUCGUGGGUAGCUCUUCCGCUGUCAACUGCGUUGCGGCUGUCAAGAUCGCACUAGAGCUGGGCUCUGGACAUCGCGUCGUCACUAUUCUUUGCGACUCCGGCACGAGACAUUUGUCUAAGUUCUGGGCAAAGGCUGGUGCGGUUGGUGGAGACGAUGAGAUGACCAUGGACAAUAUUUUAAACCCAGUCUCAGUGUCGUAA
Aureobasidium namibiae CBS 147.97 is the source of this 1239-nucleotide messenger RNA. Its product is annotated as cysteine synthase. Gene Ontology annotation, molecular function: cysteine synthase activity. The coding region runs from base 1 to 1239 and encodes 412 amino acids. The transcript is spliced from 2 exons. The record is from RefSeq and is a predicted model, not a curated record. Gene Ontology annotation, cellular component: cytoplasm. Lineage: Eukaryota; Fungi; Ascomycota; Dothideomycetes; Dothideales; Saccotheciaceae.